AUGGCUUCAUCUUCUUCCUCUGCUCCAUCUUCUCAAUCACCAAAAAAAUAUGAUGUUUUUAUUAGCUUCAGAGGUGAGGACAACCGCUUCAACUUCACAAGCCACCUUCAUGAAGCUCUUCGCACAAACCAAAUAGAUACAUACAUCGACUAUAGACUUGAGAAGGGAGAUGAGGUAUGGCCGUCUCUUGAGAAAGCCAUUGAAGAUUCAACUCUGUACCUUGUGAUCUUCUCAGAAAACUAUGCAUCUUCCACGUGGUGCCUGAAGGAGCUUGCAAAAAUAUUCGAGUGCUCCAAAAAUCAAGAUCACCUUGUUAUGCCGGUGUUCCAUAGAGUGGAUCCUUCACAUGUGAGGAAGCAGUCUAGGAGUUACGAGAGAGCAUUUGAAGAACAUGAGCGCAAAAUAAACAUCAACAAUCAACAACUGCAAAAGUGGAGGGAGGCUCUUACUCGAGCUGCCAAUUUGUCUGGUUGGCAUUGUAGCUUCAAUAGGGAUGAAGCGGAGCUAAUUAAAGAAAUAGUGAAUUGUGUCAUACAAAAGUUGGGCCUUAGGUAUCAAAGUGAAGAUUAUCUAAAAGGCUUGAUUGGAAUUCACGAAAGAAUGGCAGAUGUAGAAUCAUUGUUGGACAAAGGUUCAAAAAUUGGUGGUUGCCAAUUUAUUGGAAUUUGGGGGAUGGGCGGUUUGGGCAAAACAACUCUUGCAGAAGCAUUGUUUAACAAAUUGCAUUUGCCAUAUGAAGGGUCUUGCUUUUUGAAAAACGUAAGGGAAGAAUCAAAGAGACAUGGAAUAGAUGCUUUGAGGGAAAAACUUGUUUGGAGGUUAUUAGGGGAUAAAGAAUCUCACAUUGGCAAUGCAAUAUGUCCUUAUACCGUCAGUAGGCUUAGUCGGAAAAAGGUUUUCAUUGUGCUCGAUGACAUUGGUGAUCUUACACAUUUAGAAAAGUUAGUUGGAAGACAUGAAUUUGGAUCAGGUAGUAAAAUUUUGAUAACAACCAGAGAUAAGCAAACACUUGGCAAUGAAGUGGAUGAUGUAUAUGUGCUUCGUGGUUUGAAACCUGAUGAAGCUUUUGAUCUAUUCUCCAUCAAUGCCUUUAGAAAUGGCCAUGUUGACCCAGAGAUAAGAGAGCUAGCAGAAGAAGUGACUAAAUAUGCAGGUGGAAAUCCAUUGGCUCUAAAGAUUCUAGGCUCCACCUUGAGUGGCAAAAAUCAAGAAGCAUGGAAAAGCCAAUUGGCAAAGCUUAAAAAAUUACUUCGUCCAGAAGUCAUUGAUAUCCUCAGAUUGAGCUUUGAAGGACUUGAUCAGGAAGAGAAAGAUAUUGUCUUGCACGUCGCAUGUUUUUUCAAUUAUUAUUAUGAUGCUGAGGAUGUAAAAAAAUUGUUAGAUCCAUGCGGUUAUUCAACCGACAUUGGAUUGAGGAGACUUGAAGAUAAAGCGCUUUUAGAUAUUGAUGAAGGAAAAAUAUGUAUGCACAGUCUGAUAAAACAAAUGGGUAAACAAAUUGUCUGUGAAGAAUCAUUAAAAUAUCCUACAUGGUGCAAAAUAUUUUGGAUUUUCAGGAGAAGUUCUGAAAUAUUGAAGAAAAAUAUGGGAGGUAUUGAAGGCAUGAUUAUUAAACUUUCAGAAGUUGACGAGAUGUGCGUAAUUAUUAAAGCAUUUCGUUCAAUGCCUAAUGUGAAGCUUCUUAAGGUUUAUGGAGAUUUGAAUGGACAGCUUAGGAACAAGUUAAAUGCUUCUGGUCUGAAGUUUCUGUCAAGAAAUCUCAUGCUAUUGGAUUGGAUGGGGUGCCCUUUAGCGUCCUUGCCAGCGACAUUUAAGGCUGAAAGUCUUGUUCGAUUGGAUAUGCCCUUCAGCAGUUUGACAAGACUUUGGGAUGGAGUGCAGGAUCUUGUGAGCUUAAGCAAAAUUGAGCUUCAUCGAUCAGAAAACUUGAUUGAACUCCCAGAUUUUUCCAAGGCCACACGUCUUGAACAUGUUUGUCUCGAUUAUUGCCCAAAAUUGCGGAGUGUUCAUCCAUCUAUUUUAUCUCUCCGCAGCCUGCGUGAUUUAUCGCUAACUUAUUGCAAGUCCCUUACCAGCCUUAAAAGCGAUACCCAUCUCCAAUCUCUCAUUGGGCUCGAUGUAAGUGAUUGCUCAAGUCUGGAGGAAUUUUCAGUGACCUCAGGAAAUGAAGAGCUCUAUUUACAACUUUCAGGAACUGCCAUCAGUGGUAAGUUGCGCUCAUCAAGUGGGCAUCGCAGCAAAAUUCAUUCAUUAGCUAUAGCCGAGUGCAGAAAUGUGACAAGCAUUCACAAAUUGAUUAAGCUGCGUGACCUUCGAAAUCUUGAUGCUGGAGGGUGUGAUGAGCUAGCAUCACGUCUCCUGUCCAAGUGUGAUAAGAUGGGUGCUUUGGAAAGACUAGGGCUUCCGUAUUGCAAUGAAUUAUCUGAACUUCCUAAUGACAUCGGGUUGCUGUCAUCACUACGUGAGUUAAAUCUCUCAGAGACUCAUGUACAGACCUUGCCUUCAAGCAUUAAACAUCUUUCAUGCCUGCAUCGUCUUGAACUGGAUGGAUGUAAAAGGCUUCGUUGUCUACCGGAGCUCCCUCCCUCUCUCUUGCAAUUAAUUGCCACUGAGUGCGUAUCCCUUGAGACCAUACAAUAUUCACCUUUGACAAACGAAGGUGAAGAAGGAAAAGAUAAGGCACCGCGCUUUUUAUUCAGAAAUUGCAAGAAGCUGAAUCGACGGGCAAUCAAAACUGCUGAGGCAAGAGUGCUACUUGAGAUGAAGAAAGCCCCUUAUGACUCUGCUAUAGUGGAAUAUCCAGGAAAAAGAGUUCCAAAGUGGUUCAUGCAUAAGGAUAAAGGGUCUUCGGUGUCUGUGAAUCUCGGUUCGAUUCCAAAUUCUGAGGAUGGGGGAUUCCUUUUUUGCGUCGUCUUUUCUGAAUUACCAUUCGAGGGGGGAGGAGAAAUUAAUGCCGAAUGGUUUAUUGAUGGUAAAUAUGCUUCCAGGGGCGCUAAAAACAGGUUUUACUUGCUUGGGCCAACGCUCUCAAAGCAUGUUCAUCUUUGGUAUGAUCCUGAUUCACUUGGAAAACUAAAAAGGAAAAUUGAAGAAAGGAAAAGAAAUGGUCAGAGCGACAUGGAGCUUAAAGUUAAAUUCAAAGUUUGUUCGGAUGAUUCGGAUGAUGACAGAAUAGUAGAGAUCAAAAGGUGUGGGGUAUGCCCAACAUCUGCAGUUGAAUAUCAAGAUGGUGACAUUAAACAAAUUCGAUCGCCAUGGCCUCCUCACCCUAGCUCUAAUGCAAUGGAAGCGGCCUCUCUCUCUCGAAAGCGCAAAUGCACUAUAACUUCAUACGGAUCAAAAGCCUGGCUCUAA
Neltuma alba is the source of this 3354-nucleotide messenger RNA. Its product is annotated as disease resistance-like protein DSC1. The transcript has 5 exons. NCBI's taxonomy places the organism in Eukaryota, Viridiplantae, Streptophyta, Magnoliopsida, Fabales, Fabaceae. Bases 1 to 3354 code for a protein of 1117 amino acids. Gene Ontology annotation, biological process: signal transduction; defense response. The record is from RefSeq and is a predicted model, not a curated record. Gene Ontology annotation, molecular function: ADP binding.